UUUCAGAAAUGUUAAGAAAAUGGCCUCCUAUAAUCGCUAAGGACCGCAUAUGCACCAAACCUUACACCCUGCGAACAGCUACUAAAGAAGAGAAAGAUAUCGAAUUCAAAGUGGACGACAUGAUCUGGAUUCCGACUCACGCUAUUCACAGGUGUCCAGAAAACUAUCCUAAUCCUGAAAAGUUCGAUCCAGAACGUUUCUCGGAUGAAAACAAGGGCAACAUUAAGCCAUACACUUAUCUCCCAUUCGGUGUGGGUUCCAGAAAUUGUAUCGGAUCCAGGUUCGCUCUAUUGGAGGUCAAAGUAUUGUUGUUCAAGAUACUACUUAAUUUCGAAUUGAUUCCCACGGCAAAAACUAUAAUUCCCUUGAAGGUUGCCAAGGGAGGAUUAAAUCACACUGCUGAAGGAGGGUUUUGGUUUGGGCUGAAACGAAUCCAAGCAUAAUUUUACAAAGCAUAACAUUUAAAAUACACGUUAUAAAAUUUUUACGUAGUGUUCUUAAUGCUUGCGCUCUAUCUAACACUUUUUGUUGAAGAAAAAACUAUAAUAUUCAUCGAUUUAUUUUAGAAAUGUUAAGGAAAUGGCCUCCAGUAAUCGUCAAAGAUCGCCAGUGUACCAAACCUUACACCCUACAAGCAGUCAAAAAGGAAGAAAGGG
Molecule: messenger RNA, 656 nt
Organism: Sitophilus oryzae (rice weevil)
Lineage: Eukaryota; Metazoa; Arthropoda; Insecta; Coleoptera; Curculionidae
Product: cytochrome P450 9e2-like
Exons: 1
Coding region: 9-443 (144 amino acids)
Molecular function (GO): iron ion binding; oxidoreductase activity, acting on paired donors, with incorporation or reduction of molecular oxygen; monooxygenase activity
Source: RefSeq, a predicted model, not a curated record